This is a messenger RNA of Exophiala bonariae, 5865 nucleotides long. RefSeq names its product TATA-binding protein-associated factor mot1 (gene MOT1). Bases 1 to 5865 code for a protein of 1954 amino acids. Gene Ontology annotation, molecular function: TBP-class protein binding; DNA binding; ATP hydrolysis activity. The record is from RefSeq and is a predicted model, not a curated record. The transcript is spliced from 4 exons. Lineage: Eukaryota; Fungi; Ascomycota; Eurotiomycetes; Chaetothyriales; Herpotrichiellaceae.
AUGCAAGACGCAUUACGAAAGGCCGAAGCUUCACACCCACGAGAAAAUGCUCCUAAGCUCGAUCAGAUUCGAAGUCUGGGACUGAUAGGGAAGGAGAAAGAGCGAAAGAUCCUACUCGAUGAUGGCCAGGUCAUGAAAGCGCAUUUCCAACAACAAGCAAGACACCGUGAGGCUAAUCGAGAUACGAACUGGCUUGAUCGACUGGUCACCCUACUAGACAAGGGAAGUACUCAGCUCAUUCGAAACACAGCUGCGUCUCAACUCGCCGACGUUCAGAAGCAAAAUCCAGAUAAUCUCUUCUCUUUGCUCGGCCGUGUUCUUCCCUAUCUGCAGUCCAAGUCAUGGGAUACUCGGACUGCAGCGGCCAAAGCCAUUGGUGGCAUCAUUAGCAAUGCCGAAAAGUUUGAUCCAAAUGCUGAUGACCCGGACAUCAAGGCAGACUCGACGAAACUUGAGGAACCACCGCUCAAGCUCGAGACCAACUCUUCCUAUGUCGAUGAUCAUCUCCAGCUCGCCAAGCUUGACAUCAGCUUAAUUCUUCGUCAUGGCAAGAAGCUUCUCGGUAGUGCCGGGAAGGAGUACGAGUAUUCCAUGGCCGGUAUGACCCCGGCUCAGCGUCUCGCUCAUCAGAAACAAAGCCUGAGUAGCCGCUUGGGUCUUGCCGGUGAGUAUAUGGAGGAUGAUAUUGUCAACGAGCACGAUUUCGCAACGGCUUCUCAACACAAAUCCCUAAACACUCCAAGCCUUUCACGAGUCGACACCCAGUCGGCCUCUCAACGAUCCAACAGCUUUGGAAUUGGCUCACCCUUCGGUGCCAUGUCCCCAUCAGACAAUGCAGCAGUCGAUGAAUCAGGACUGAGCAAGCGUCAACUCAAUCAGCUCAAGCGCAAAAAUAAAUCAGCUGCCAAGGCAGGGGCCAAUAAGAUGAGAGUCGUCGACUUGUCCGGACGUCGGCCAUCAGAACCAGGCCAGACCCCUGUGUCCGCCACUCCACAUCCUGUUAAGCUGAAUGGACAUGGGGAAUCAAACGGUGACUCCAAGCCGGACUACUUUUCCAUCAAGCGAGAAGGCCCCGAUGACGACACAGCACUAGUCUCUGAAUUCAAAGGCGAAGAAGUCCCAGAGAAACCCUUGAUCCAACCCGAUGAGGAACAUGCCCACGAUUGGCCCUUCGAUGUCAUGUGUGACUUCCUCUCUAUCGACCUCUUUGACCCAAACUGGGAGAUCCGACAUGGCGCCGCUCUGGGUCUACGAGAGAUCGUGCGUGUUCAUGGCCGAGGAGCAGGCCGACGCUUCGGAAGAUCGCGAGUCGAAAACGAUCUUGCCAACAAAACCUGGCUGGACGACCUUGCUUGCCGUUUACUCUGCGUUCUGAUGCUGGAUCGUUUUGGUGACUAUGUUAGCGACACAGUUGUGGCACCAAUCAGAGAAUCCAUCGGCCAAACUCUGGGCGCUCUACUGACUCAAUUGCCCGACGAGACCGCCGUUGCCACCUACAAUUUUCUCCAGAAAAUGAUAAAUCAGCAGGAGGCUGGCAUUGCACAGCCUGUCUGGGAGGUCUGCCAUGGAGGCAUGAUCGGUCUGAGAUAUUUCGUUGCCGUUCGAAAAGACCUCCUACUCCAACACAACAAUCUCAUUGAUGGGGCUGUCUCUGCCGUCAUCCAUGGUUUGGCUCACAGUGAUGACGAUGUGAAAUCCGUCAGUGCCGCAACUCUUGUUCCAGUGGCCGGCGAACUUACCACUUUACGACCCGAGGCUUUGGGCGGACUCAUCAGUGUGGUCUGGGAUUGUCUUCUUGACAUGCAGGAUGAUCUUAGUGCCAGCACAGGUGCAGUCAUGGAUCUGCUCGCCACACUUUGUUCCUACAACCAAGUAUUGGAGGCCAUGGGAAAGAAUGCUGCAAUCGAUCCAGAACAGUCAUUCGAUAACCUGGUACCACGCCUUUAUCCCUUCUUGAGGCAUACAAUCACAAGUGUGCGACUGGCAGUAUUAAAAGCCCUAAUAACAUUCCUGAACAUCUCGAAGCCAGAAAGCACAGAGUGGGUUGGUGGACGGAUCACACGAUUGAUCUUCCAGAACAUGUUGCUUGAAAGAAAUGAGAAUGUUCUGUGGACUUCAUUCGAAGUGUGGCAAGCUUUGGUCGCGUUUAUGGAACGCCAAGGACUUUCCCACUUCACCAGUGGCCUCGAAUCACACGUUACUCCGAUGCUAAAGGCUACUAUCCAACCUAUCGGUCAAGCUCGAAGCCCGAUACCCUUGGACACCACUUUGCUAAUCAAGCCAUCUGGCAAUCCAAUGAUGCCCAUCGCUACAAAAUUCGGUUCAAAUCAGGAAUCUGAUCAACACUCCAAGAAACGUCGAAAAAUCGAGAAGUCCGACACAAAUCAACACCAGUCGCACAAUACUGAUGGACACAUGUUGCACGGAGAGGUCGAUUUGGUCGGCGUCGAAGUCAUGAUACGAUCUCGAAUCGCCUGUGCAAGAGCCUUGGGUUUAUUACUUGGAAAGAUGGAUGAACAACAUCUUACUGUCUAUUGGACGUUCCUUACGCCACUUGUCAGCUCCUCGUAUUCAAGCUCCAGAUUGUUCACUUCGCUGCUUCUGGAAGAGCUUGCACGAAACCAAUGCUCAAAGCCCGCCAACAUUGCCAACACGCUGGUAGAAUUGCGGUCUAUAUUAGAAGAGGAUGGUAAUUCGUGGUACACCGAUAUUGUUUCUGCUUUGCAGGCUGCUCGUGGACAGUGCCAGAGUCUCAUCAGUGCGUUCCAGAACAAUGCACAUGUUCCGCGAGAUAAGCUUCCGAUCAUUGCAGUCGUCUGCCAAGGGGACAAUGGUGCAGGUCCAAAAGCUUUCUCAUUGGCUGAUGCCGAACGAAUCGUGACCACAGAUUUCGAUCGUCUUCUCAAAGGAUUGACUCCCUCACAACGAAUCUCCGGGGUACAAUAUCUCAAUGAUGCUCGCUCUAAUGCCCAGACGGCCGUUCAGGAAGCACGAAGACUCAAAGACAGUAGGGACAUGGCGGUCAAGGCGGCUGUUUCUGCUAUCUUCGUCAGACUCCAGGAAAUACCAAAAAAGCCAGGUCAGUUGAUCAAGUGCAUCAUGGACAGCAUCAAAGGUGAAGAGAAUGAAGAGCUGCAGUCUCGAUCCGCUUCCGCUGUUGGAACCCUAAUCGAUUUCUACACAAUGAGUACGAAGCGUGGACCGGUUGACAAGUUAGUUUCGAACUUGGUCAAGUUUACUUGCGUCGAUACCUCCGAAACCCCUGAGUUUGCGCCCAAUGCUGACUUUGAGGACGUGGUAUUGUCACUCCGGAAGGAAGAAGAUCGAAAGGACCAUCCAGAUGCUGCGCGCUUUGAGCAAGAAGCCAAAGAAGCCAGGAUCAUGCGAAGAGGCGCUAAGUCUGCGCUUGAUGAAUUGGCCAGGACAUAUGGCGCGAGUCUGUUUGAGAAACUUCCAGUUUUGCAGUCGCUCAUCGAAGGUCCCAUCAAAGACAUUGUAGGCCCUGCUGACGCGGCUACUCUCCAAGUCGACAACGAACCAGGUCAGUCUCUCGUGGAUGCCUUCUCUGUACUGCGAACAAUGUCUCCAAGGAUCGACUCAGCUCUUCAUUCUUGGAUCCUCUCCCUUACAAGCCUGAUCGGUAAAGCUAUGCGCAGCCGGCUAUCAGUUAUCCGCUACAGCGCCGCAAAGUGUUUCGCAACCUUAAGUAGCGUUAUGCCCGUCGAUGGGAUGACAAUGCUUGUUCAAGAGAUUUUGCCCAAUAUCAGCAAUCCUCUUGAUCUGAGGGACAGACAAGGAAUUACCGAAUGUGUUUAUCACCUGAUCCAGGUCAUGGGAGACCGGAUAUUGCCCUACGUCAUAUUCCUCAUCGUCCCAGUCCUUGGUCGCAUGAGUGAUGCCAAUAAUGAUAUUCGGUUGCUCGCAACGACAUCAUUCGCAACACUGGUCAAACUGGUUCCCCUCGAGGCUGGUAUUCCAGAUCCACCCGGGAUGCCCGAGGCAUUACUAGAAGGUCGUGAGCGGGAACGGAAGUUCAUGGCACAAAUGUUGAAUCCCAAGAAGGUUGAACCGUUCCAAAUCCCAGUUGCUAUCGAAGCAGAACUGCGAUCCUACCAGCAAGACGGCGUGAAUUGGUUAGCAUUCCUCAACAAGUACAACCUUCAUGGAGUGCUGUGCGAUGACAUGGGCCUGGGCAAAACGCUACAAACACUGUGCAUGGUAGCGAGCGAUCACCACAUCCGAGCGGAAGAGUAUGCGAAGACCCAGGCCCCCGACAUGCGUCGGAUGCCAUCUCUCAUCGUCUGUCCUCCAACUCUUUCCGGCCACUGGCAACAGGAAAUCAAGCAAUAUGCACCAUUCUUGACCUGCGUAGCGUAUGUUGGCUCACCAACGGAAAGAGGGAGUCGCCGUCAUCUCCUCGAAAAGGCCGAUAUAGUCAUCACUUCAUAUGAUGUUUGCCGCAAUGACAACGAUGUCCUCGCUGCAAUGACGUGGAACUAUUGUGUGCUUGACGAAGGUCAUUUGAUCAAAAAUCCAAAAGCGAAAAUCACUCUAGCUGUGAAGAGAAUCAUCUCAAAUCACCGACUCAUCCUCUCGGGUACACCUAUUCAGAACAAUGUUCUUGAGUUGUGGUCCUUAUUCGACUUUCUCAUGCCGGGCUUCCUGGGUACGGAGAAGGUGUUCCAGGAUCGAUUUGCCAAGCCAAUUGCAGCCAGCAGAAAUGCGAAAUCAUCGUCCAAAGAACAAGAAGCAGGCGCUCUUGCGAUUGAGGGUCUUCACAAGCAAGUUCUCCCAUUUCUGCUCCGCCGUUUGAAAGAGGAGGUGUUGAAUGACCUGCCGCCCAAGAUUCUUCAGAACUACUAUUGUGACCCAAGCGAUCUCCAGAAACGGCUAUUCGAAGACUUCUUCAAGAAGGAACGCAAGACAGUUGAGAACAGCGUGGGCUCAGGUGAUAAGGAAGCCAAGCAACAUAUCUUCCAAGCACUCCAGUACAUGCGAAAGCUGUGUAACUCUCCUGCGCUGGUGGUUAAAGAGGGUAAUAAGCAGUAUGAUGCAAUUCAGAAGCAAUUGGCAGCUUCCAAGUCAUCUCUCCGUGAUGUGGCACAUGCACCGAAGCUUGGCGCUCUUCGGGAUCUACUUGUGGAUUGUGGAAUUGGGGUGACCAACGAAUCGAACGAUGUCUCAGCAUCCAACUAUGUCUCCCAACACCGGGCUUUGAUAUUCUGCCAGAUGAAAGAAAUGCUUGACAUGGUGCAAACGGAGGUUCUAGGUAAAUUGCUUCCUAGUGUGCAGUUCUUACGACUCGAUGGCAGUGUCGAAGCCACCAAGCGACAGGGCAUCGUCAAUCAAUUCAAUAACGACCCGAGCUAUGAUUGUCUCUUACUCACCACGAGUGUGGGCGGUCUUGGGUUGAAUCUGACAGGCGCCGACACCGUUAUUUUCGUGGAACACGACUGGAAUCCACAGAAAGACAUCCAAGCCAUGGAUCGAGCACACCGAAUCGGACAAAAGAAGGUCGUCAAUGUCUAUCGGUUGAUUACGCGAGGCACGUUGGAGGAAAAGAUCCUCAAUCUCCAACGGUUCAAGAUCGACGUCGCGUCGACUGUGGUGAAUCAGCAGAAUGCCGGACUUGGCAGUAUGGAGACGGAUCAGAUUUUGGACUUGUUUAAUCUCGGCGAGACUGCGGACACGACGGGCGAGAACAACGGCGGUGGGAAGGAUGAAGACAUGGUGGAUCUUGAGACGGGCGAGGUCAAGAAGAAAGGGGAGAAGGGAUGGUUUGAUGAUGUCGGUGAGCUUUGGGACGAACGACAGUACGCAGAAGAGUACAACCUGGAUUCGUUUGUCCAGAAUCUGCAGAAAUAG